CCUCCCGGAAGUGUUGGGGGCGGGGCCAAAUGCAGGAGGCGGCGGCGCGGAGCCUGCGGCGGGGCUUGGAGAGGCUGCGGCCGCUCGUGAAGAAUAAGACGCUGCGAUACGGGGUCCCCAUGAUGCUCCUGAUUAUUGGUGGGUCCUUUGGUCUCCGUGAGUUCACUCAAAUCCGUUAUGAUGCUCAAAAACUCCACAGCAAGAUGGAUCCAGCUUUGGAAGAAAGAAUCAGAAAGAAUAAGAUAACAUUGGAAUCUGAAUAUGAGAAACUGAAAAGCUCUGACUUUGAUGACUGGAAGAACGUCAGAGGGCCCCGUCCAUGGGAGGAUUCCAAGUCUCUUCAAGAGCAGCAGCAGCAAGUUCUUCAUGCCAAGCCAUCUUGACUUGUGCUCUCACUCCGGUAUCUUUAUAGAAUCACUGCUAUGCCAGUGACUGGGCUUUCUUGCUUUCUAAUCCUGUGUCCAGGGAGAGACAUGGGUGGGGAAAAAACAAGUUGACAGGUGGUUUACUUGAGAUCAAUCCGAGAUGAAAUGUUAAAUAAAGAUCUUUGUUCAAUUGCAUCCAUUUGCAUGGAAGCCCACAGACUGUGUAUAUUAAUUCUUAAUAAAGAUCAGCCUAUUCUUUCA
Messenger RNA from Malaclemys terrapin pileata, 626 nucleotides. RefSeq names its product cytochrome c oxidase assembly protein COX16 homolog, mitochondrial. Gene Ontology annotation, cellular component: mitochondrial inner membrane. Gene Ontology annotation, biological process: mitochondrial respiratory chain complex IV assembly. The record is from RefSeq and is a predicted model, not a curated record. The coding region runs from base 30 to 383 and encodes 117 amino acids. NCBI's taxonomy places the organism in Eukaryota, Metazoa, Chordata, Testudines, Emydidae. The transcript has 4 exons.